AUGGCAGGACGCGGUGGCCAACAAAUGAACCAGUUCAAGCUCGUCCUCCUCGGCGAGACGGCCGUGGGCAAGUCCAGCCUUGUCCUGCGCUUUGUCAAGGGCCAAUUUCAGGAGUAUCAAGAAAGCACCAUCGGAGCUGCCUUUUUGACACAGACGGUGUGCCUGGACGAUGGCACCAAGGUCAAGUUUGAGAUUUGGGACACAGCCGGCCAGGAGCGGUACCACAGCCUCGCCCCAAUGUACUACCGCGGUGCACAGGCUGCGAUUGUGGUGUAUGACAUUACGAGCCACGCGUCGUUCCUGCGGGCGAAGAGCUGGGUGAAGGAGCUGCAGAAGCAGGCCGAGAACGUUGCCGUCAUUGCUCUCGCCGGCAACAAGGCCGAUCUUGCCGCUCGCCGCGAAGUCCAGACCGAGGAGGUUGAGGCGUAUGCGCAGGAGGAGAAGCUGCUGUUUAUGGAGACGUCUGCAAAGACCGCAUUCAACGUUGUCGAGAUCUUCGCCGCAAUCGCGAAGCAUCUGCCGAAGAACCAGGACACGCGGCGGGGUGACGGCGUCAACCUGCGACGAGCAGAGGCAGCAGAGGCAAAGAGCGGCGGCUGCUGCUGA
Messenger RNA from Salpingoeca rosetta, 606 nucleotides. RefSeq names its product RAB5C protein. The transcript is spliced from 6 exons. The record is from RefSeq and is a predicted model, not a curated record. The coding region runs from base 1 to 606 and encodes 201 amino acids. Lineage: Eukaryota; Choanoflagellata; Craspedida; Salpingoecidae. Gene Ontology annotation, molecular function: GTP binding; GTPase activity.